AUGUCUAAUUGGUUGGGUGAAGCGAUUUCUCAACGUCAAAUUAAUUAUUAUGAAUAUUCUAGUUUCAAAAAUGUCCAAGAAGUUGGUAAGGGUGCAUUUGGUUCGGUGAGCUCUGCAUGGUGGGAAAGUCGUGGGAUAAAGGUUGCAUUGAAAACACUAAUCAAUGAUUGUGGGGAUUCUGACCCGAAAAAUGAAAAAUUUUUAAAAGAGCUUUUGCUCUUAACAAAAGUGAAUUACCAUCCUAAUAUCAAUCAAUUCCUAGGAUUGACCGAAGGUUUGUGA
This is a messenger RNA of Acaulospora morrowiae, 282 nucleotides long. The record is from the annotation of a GenBank genome assembly. NCBI's taxonomy places the organism in Eukaryota, Fungi, Glomeromycota, Glomeromycetes, Diversisporales, Acaulosporaceae.